CACAGUCUGCAUCUGGAGUCUGAGAAACCAACAGGGCACCGGGAAUUGAACCAGCGCCCUACUACAGAGAAGUCUGGUCCAAGGAGAAGAGGCAGAGGAGCAGAGGAGGAAGAGGAGACAGAGAGGAAGAUGGCGGAGUACGUGGUGGCCCGGGACAUCUACUCUGAGGAUAAAUUUAAUGAAGAAUAUGAGAGAAUCGACAGACCCCACAAAACCAUCCUCAACCAUGUCAAGGAGUAUUUCAGCUGCAGCCGUAAGCGCGUCUGCUCGGCUCUUCUCUCUCUGUUCCCGAUCGUUGGGUGGGUGAAGAUCUACAGCGUGAAGGAAUGGCUGCUCAGUGACAUCGUGUCUGGAGUCAGCACCGGCCUCGUCGCUGUUCUACAAGCUCUGGCGUACGCUCUGCUGGCCUCUCUUCCUCCUCGCUACGGACUUUUCGCCACCUUCUUCCCCCUCAUCAUUUACUUCUUCCUGGGAACCUCUCGGCACGUCUCCGUUGGUCCAUUCCCGGUCUUGAGUCUGAUGGUCGGGGCUGUGGUGAACAGGUUAGUCCCAGACAACGGUCCUCCCAUGAACAUCACCGCGUUUGAGGGUCUGACCCGGGAACAGCAGAGGGUCCUGGUGGCCUCCUCCGUCACCUUCCUCUCAGGGAUCAUGCAGUUGGCGAUGGGAGUUUUCCAGGUGGGCUUCGUGGUCAUGUAUCUGUCUGAACCUCUGGUCUCUGGCUUCACGACGGCGGCGGCGCUUCACAUCCUGGUCUCUCAGCUGAAGUUCGUGUUGGGGUUACCGGUCCCAGGCCUCAACGGACCUCUGUCUAUCUUCAAAACUCUGGAGAUCAUAUUCCAAAAACUGGGCUCGACAAACGCGUGUGACGUGGUCAUCUCUGCGAUCAUCAUGGGCGUGGUGUACGUCGUGAAAGAGCUGAACGAACGCUACAAAGCCAAACUGCCCGUGGCCAUCCCCAUAGAAGUCAUCAUGACGGUGAUCGCUUGUGGAGUUUCUUACGCGUGCGACUUGAAGACCACAUACGGCAUCGGGGUUGUGGGUGCGAUGCCCAAGGGGUUUGAGGCUCCGGAAGCUCCAGACCCGCAGCUCUUCCAGGAGACGGCGGUGGAGGCGUUUCCUUUGGCGAUCGUGGGAUUCGCCGUGGCCUAUUCUGUGGCCAAAUAUUACGCCGUGAAACACGACUACACCAUAGACGGAAACCAGGAGCUGAACGCGUUCGGGGUCUGUAACAUCAUCGGAGCUUUGUUCAAAUGUUUCGCGGGGAGCACGGUUCUGUCCAGGAGCGCCAUCCAGGAGAGCACCGGAGGAAAGACGCAGGUCGCAGGUUUAGUGUCGGCCAUUAUCGUGUUGGUCUUCACUUUGGCCAUAGGAUUUUUACUGGAGCCUCUGCCAAAGUCUGUGUUGGGGUCCGUGGUGAUCGUGAAUCUUAAAGGGAUGCUGAUGCAGUUCAGAGACGUGCCGUAUCUGUGGAGACGAGACAAACCAGACUGUGUGGUGUGGGUGGGGACCUGCGCGGCGUCCAUCGUGCUCGGUCUGGAUCUGGGUUUAGCGGUUGGUGUGGCGAUAGAACUCAUCGGUGUGGUUCUCCGUACGCAGUUCCCUCGCUGCUCUGUGCUCGCCAACAUUAAAGGCACCGACAUCUACAAAGACAAGAAGGACUACCUCGAUACUUUUGAGCCUGAGGGAAUGAAGAUCUUCAGGAUUCCAGCACCUUUAUUCUUCGCCAACAUCGACUUCUUCAGAAAGAAACUGGAGGAAGCUCUCGGGUUUAAACCUCUGCGAGUUCUGAGGAAGAGGAACAAAGCUCUGAAAGUGAUUAAGAAGAUGCUGAAGAAAGGAGAGCUGACGUGUACACCUAAGGGUUACCUGAACAUGUGUCCUGAGCCGUACACAGAGGUGGACGGCGAGGACAGUGUGGAGGAGCUGGACCUGCCCACAGACCUGAAGGACCUGCCCAUUCAGGUGGACUGGAGAGGGGAGCUGCCCGUCAACGUGAACGUGCCCCCGGUGGAUCUGCACAGCCUGGUCCUGGACUUCGCCGCCGUGUCCUUCCUCGACGUCUCCGCCCUGAAGGGACUCAAAACGGCGCUGAAAGAAUUGAUCCGGAUUGAAGUGGAGGUUUAUAUUGUGGCUUGUGAUCCCUACAUCUUAGAAAAACUGCACAGCUGCUCGUUCUUCGACGACGAGGUCACUCCCUCCAUCUUCUUCCUCACGCUUCACGACGCCAUGUUGAACAUCCUGGAGCGUCACCCGGAGUCUGUCGAGUACAAGACAAACCUCAACAAGAUCGUGACCUCGGCGACAGCGCAUCAUCCCAACAGCAGCGUCCGGAGCAGAGACAGAAAUGGGAUGGAGCCUGAAACUCGCUUCUGAUCAAACUACUACAAAACUGUACAUAUAUAUUUUUGUAUUAUAGUAUUGAUUUGUUAUAACGUCUGUAGAUUUUCCAUGCAGAAUGUAAGAAGUUUUUUUUUUAGAUACAGUCACUGGGCGACGUAAAAUGCAAAGAGUUUGGAAACGUCAAAUUCACUGUUACUCAAAUGUUGUGCUGAAGAGGUCGAUGGAAAAUAUGGGACAACGCAGGACUGUGUGUAACAUUAUAUUAAAGUACAUCAGGGAUAUUUAAUUGAACUAAUGUUAGAUGAAGUGAGACAGAAAAUAAUUAUACGGCACGAGAAGUAAACAACUGCAAAAACUGCACGAUUAUGAAACAUCAUAUUUAAAAAAUACACUGUUGUGAGUUUUUCUUUUUAACUUUUCUGGUACUCAGAAAGUCACAUAUUUUCUUAGGUGAUACUUUGUACAAAACAGCACUUUAUAUUUAACAUAUAUCCCAACUUCAAAUUGUCAGAGGAGAUGGUUCAAAACUCGGACCAACUUUGUACAACAGAGCAAUACGAGAAUUAGACAAUUAAUUAGCAGUAGUAUCCAAAUCUAAUAGUAGCUCAAAUUCUUGUUCAGAAAGUUUCUCAAAUAUAUUCACCAAAUAUAACAUUAACAAAAAUAGUUUAGUCAGUUAAAUUAACACUGGUAAGAAGUGUAGUAGUAGUAGUAGUAGAUGUACAACAGGGGUGUUCACACUUUUUCAGCCUGCGAGCUACUUAUAAAAUGACCAAGUCAUAAAGAUCUACCUAAUACAAAGUCCAAACAAACUGCACUGAAACACUCUGUGCCCCUUUUUUGGACCC
This is a messenger RNA of Boleophthalmus pectinirostris (great blue-spotted mudskipper), 3191 nucleotides long. RefSeq names its product chloride anion exchanger-like. NCBI's taxonomy places the organism in Eukaryota, Metazoa, Chordata, Actinopteri, Gobiiformes, Gobiidae. Gene Ontology annotation, molecular function: chloride transmembrane transporter activity; oxalate transmembrane transporter activity; bicarbonate transmembrane transporter activity. The record is from RefSeq and is a predicted model, not a curated record. The transcript is spliced from 20 exons. Gene Ontology annotation, cellular component: membrane. Gene Ontology annotation, biological process: transmembrane transport. The coding region runs from base 130 to 2376 and encodes 748 amino acids.